CCUCAUUGUGAAAGCCAACCAGCAGCGCUUCCAGCAUGGCCAGCAUCUCCGUUUGGGAGAAGGUUUGGCAAGAGGUUCGCUCCGGGCUGGUCAGUUCGGUUGGCGCAGAGGCUGCACUUUUCCCGUUGGACACUAUCAAGCUGCAGCAGCAGGUUUAUGGAGGAACAGCUGCCUCCGUUCUGACGCGCCUGCUGAAGCAGAAGGGCUUGCGGGGCGUGUACCAGGGGCUCAUAGGGCGUCUCAUUCAGACCAUCACCUCAAACGUCGGCUUCUUCGUGUGGCAAACUGUCUUCAUGCAGCUGAGUUUGCGUAGGAUACAAACUCACGAGCCUGGUCGAGAGAAGCUUGGGACAGUUGCCGCGCUGAUCGUCAACAUGCUGGCACAGCAGUUCAACCGCCUUUUGACAACUCCUUUCGAUGUGGUGGCCAGCGUGAACCAGGCUGACCCAAAGUCAAAGGGCUUCUUCCACACCUUUUACCGAAUGGCAAGAGAAGGUGGUGCCGCUGAUUUGUGGCGAGGGCUCCCUGUUGCCUUGCUGCUCUCCUUGAAUCCAGCUCUGAUGUUCACUCUGGUUGGAAAGCUCUCUGAUUUCGUCAAGGCCAUCCGUCACACUCCAGCAAACUCCUUCUUGGGCUCAUCAGAUGUGUUUUGGAUCUCAGGCGUCUCCAAAGCUGUAGCAACUCUUCUGACGUAUCCGUUGAUUCGUGCGAAGGCCGUCAUCCAGACAACAGGUGGCGAUCAUUUGGGCCUUUGGGGCAUGUUGGCAGACAUUGUCAAGAAGGAUGGGUGGCUCGCCCUGUACCAAGGAGUCUGGAUCAUGAGCUACAAGACCGUCCUCUUCAAUUCCAUGAUGAUGGCUCUCAAGCAAAAAGUCUCUCUUUUGAUGAUGCAGUGGGAUAGGCUCACAGAUCGGAAGAGGAGACAAGCUGCGCUGGCUGACCUCGAAGGGCACAAAUUCCGAAAGAGUGUCUCUCCCUGUUGCAGCUGCGAGAUGCCAUGGGAGGCAGCUGCACGUGGUGAGACAGUUGUUUACGUGGAUGGAUCCUGGUGUUUCUUGCAUGAUGCCCAGGCUCACAUACUGCGAGAAGGUCAGCGGCAAGCAGAUCACCUGAUUAUCGGAGUGCACAGUGAUGAGUGCCAUCAAGAGUCGGUUGGAACAUGGCCAGCCGAGUGCUAUGCGGCACGCCUUGGGCGUCUUCGCAGGAAGCCUUGGGCAGCAACGAUUUUGGAGAACGCGCCCUGGAAGGUUUCUUCUGAGAUGAUCCAGGAGCUUGGCAUCAACAAGGUGCUCGGUGGAUCUGUGACAAAAAUCGAGGACUGCACCGGCGGCAAGGAUGCUUCUGGGGCACGAACGACCUCACCACAAACUGCAGAAAGGCCAGCGUAUGACAAGGUCACUGCAGAUCCAUAUGCUGAAUGCAAAAGGCAAGGAAUCUUUGAGGAAGUGCCAUCGCUCAAUGCCGCUACGGAGCAUGAUGAAUGGAUGCGCAAGGUAAUGAAAGUGGCUUUCUCGAACGUGGAUGCUUCCAUUGACUGGCGGAUUCUGGUUUCAGACGGCCAGAGAUCUCGGUUUGGAUCUAAUCCCGGUUACCGGGAUGAAUUGCCAAAAGCUGAGCUUAGAAGACAACGAUCGUUUUGACCACAUCUUUGGAGUCUGGUUGGUCUUGCCUUCCUGCGA
Molecule: messenger RNA, 1679 nt
Organism: Effrenium voratum
Lineage: Eukaryota; Dinophyceae; Suessiales; Symbiodiniaceae
Source: the annotation of a GenBank genome assembly